This is a messenger RNA of Plasmodium inui San Antonio 1, 231 nucleotides long. RefSeq lists its product as hypothetical. The record is from RefSeq and is a predicted model, not a curated record. Lineage: Eukaryota; Apicomplexa; Aconoidasida; Haemosporida; Plasmodiidae. Bases 1 to 231 code for a protein of 76 amino acids. The transcript is spliced from 2 exons.
AUGAAUAACGAAAACAAAGAAGCCAACAAACUCGCAACAAUCAACAGCCGAAAUAGGAGGAACCGAGAAGGGAUUAAACAUAACCCAAAGGGUUCCAACGAAAUAGGCAAAGGGACAAGAAUCGUAAAUAACGGACAAAAAAGAGAGAUUACAAAAGCCAGGCGAAAUACGGGAGAAUUCGAAAGCAUUCCAUGGGAAGGGAUUGACCAGAGAUCCUCUGAACAAAGUUAA